This is a messenger RNA of Phycodurus eques (leafy seadragon), 1125 nucleotides long. It is a transcript of the gene tatdn1, whose product is annotated as TatD DNase domain containing 1. The record is from RefSeq and is a predicted model, not a curated record. Lineage: Eukaryota; Metazoa; Chordata; Actinopteri; Syngnathiformes; Syngnathidae. Gene Ontology annotation, cellular component: cytosol. Gene Ontology annotation, molecular function: 3'-5'-DNA exonuclease activity. The coding region runs from base 86 to 1042 and encodes 318 amino acids. The transcript has 12 exons.
AGUGUUUUGCUAUAAAACAAGGGCCAUUUUGGUCGCUCUUCCGGUAAAAUCAGCUCCUCUUUUGGACGAUUUACGGUAAUCCCACAUGACAGCCCGGAUGAAGGCCGCAUGUGUGUUUUUCACAAGCAGGACUCUCUCAACUAUGGCCCGGCACAAAUUCAUCGACAUUGGUGUGAACCUGACCGACCCCGUGUUCCGAGGGCUCCACAGAGGCAAGCAGAGGCACCAAGACGACUUCCAUCACGUCAUCGACAGAGCUGUCGACGCGGGCGUUGAGAAGUUCGUGAUCACAGGCGGAAGCCUGGAGGACAGCGAGGAGGGCGUCAAACUGGCCCACAGCAGAGACGGGUUCUACUGCACGGUGGGCUGCCACCCGACCCGGUGCGGCCAAUUCGAUGAGGGCGACGGCGCCUCGGAGUAUCUGGCCCGGCUGCAGCGUCUGGCGGCGGCCAACCGAGCCAAAGUGGUCGCCGUCGGAGAGUGCGGACUAGAUUUUGACAGGCUGGAAUUUUGCCCCAAAGAAACACAACUCAAAUACUUCGAGAUGCAGUUUGAUCUGGCAGAAGAGACCAAGCUUCCCAUGUUCCUGCACUGCCGCAACUCCCAUCAGGACUUUGUGGACGUCAUGAGGAGGAAUCGAGACAGAUGCGCGGGAGGCGUCGUCCACUCGUUCGACGGGACCGCAGAGGAGGCCGCCGCCCUCGUCGAGCUGGACCUCUACAUCGGGAUCAACGGCUGUUCCCUGAAAAGCGAGGCCAACAUCGAAGCCAUGAAGCGCAUUCCCACCGACAGACUGAUGAUCGAAACGGAUGCUCCCUGGUGCGGCGUCAAGAGCACGCACGCCAGCUUCAAGUAUGUCAAGACCACCUUCCCCACCAAGAAGAAAUGGGAGGCGGGGAAGUGUCUGAAGGACAGGAACGAGCCCUGUCACAUCAUACAAGUUCUGGAGGUGAUGGCUGCAGCGAGGGAGGAGGACCCGCUGGAGCUGUCCAGCAGCAUCUACCACAACACCAACAGAGUCUUCUUCUCAUCCGCUGGAUGAUUUUGAGCCUGAGAUGAACACAAUGCAACAGCAUGGACUGUAAAUAUAAACGUGUUGCAGAAAUGGUUCAAUAAAUGAUUGUA